Molecule: messenger RNA, 3185 nt
Organism: Varanus komodoensis (Komodo dragon)
Lineage: Eukaryota; Metazoa; Chordata; Lepidosauria; Squamata; Varanidae
Gene: PGGHG
Product: protein-glucosylgalactosylhydroxylysine glucosidase
Exons: 14
Coding region: 912-3014 (700 amino acids)
Biological process (GO): carbohydrate metabolic process
Molecular function (GO): catalytic activity
Source: RefSeq, a predicted model, not a curated record
CCCUUCUGGCUGCUAGAGGGCGCUUGCUCUACGGAGACGGCUGCAGCGCAGACGGCAACAAAGCUACCUGCCAGAGGUAAAGGUGGCAAGCAUGAGGUACCGUUCAAAUGCGUGGCGGCCUCUUCCUGUGACCUGCAACUGAGGGAACGGCGAAGUCGCGGAGGGAAUGCGAGGCCCUGGAGGCCGGGGAGCUCCCAGCUCGCUCUCUCCUCCCACCAUGCUACAUCUCCACGAAGCUCCGCCCGCCUCUUCCAAACGAGUAACUUACCUCUUUGUUCGUCACUGCCCUCGACACAGGGGGAAAUCUCGGACAGGGAAGCGGAGCACAGGAAGUCCACAAUUACUUCAGGCCGUCUGGGAGAUUGGAGUCCCCCUGGCAGACGCAGGCGGGCCAAGGGAAAUCUUGGACAGGGAAGCGGAGCACAGGAAGUCCACGAUUACUUCAGGCCGUCUGGGAGAUUGGAGUCCGCUUGGCAGACGCAGGCGGGCCAGGCAUUUGCGGAGCGCUGCCCCAGGGUGGGGAGGAGAUCGGGAGGCGCCGACGCCCGGAGGGGGCAGGAAAGGAAAGGAAGCAGACAGCCCCACGAAGAAGUGCGCAAAUCUGAGCUUCCAAAGGGCGUUCCCGGAAGCUGCACGCCGAGGGGUGUGUGUGAGUGUGUGUUUAACGCGGUUUACCCACGAGAAGCCUUCCUGCAGGGCUCGAAUUGCGCUGGCGGGGACCUUGCUGAGGCGCAAACGCCCGUCUGCUAUAGCCGUUCUUUCAGCCUGGACUCCCUCGGAGCAAACUCGCACGCGCCGCUUCAGAGGGAUCUUCCCCUCUGCAGUUUCCUCGGUCACAGCAUUCGCUCCCGCGGCUGGAUGCGGCGGCUGGUUGCAUCCUUAGGGGUCUGACGCGGCCCCGUGUCCUUUUCAUGGUCGUGUGCGGAGGAGAGACUUCAAGCUCCUCAGCAAUGACAGAGGAAGACCCCGCAGUGUUCACAGCUGGCGCUCUGCCUUCUGACCCCCGGCUCCUUGCAACAGUGACCAAUGCCUACCUGGGCACCCGAGUCUACAGGGACAUCAUUCAUGUAAAUGGGGUGUACAACGGAGCAGUGGGGGACACACAUCGUGCUGACAUCCCCAGUCCUGUUAAUGUCAGAAUGAGCGUGGCUGCUGAAGAGCACCUGAGUGAGACAUUUUCCUUGGACACCAAGACAGGGACCUACAUCCACACAAUCCAGUGCCCGAGUUAUACAGCCACACACAGAAUCUAUGCUCACCACUCGCUUGUCCACCUUCUGGCCUUCAGCAUCACUAUCCAGAGGUCAACUCUUGAAGGUCAGCCCAUCACUGUGAACCUCCAGAGCCAAUUCACACCGAAGAGUCCAGACCUGGACUUGCACAGAGGGCCAGAUUUCCAGGAUGCUCACUACCUCUAUGGAAAGACGUUGGUCCCUGAAGUAGAGAGUGGUCCUCAGCCUGCUGUACACAUGCUCUGGACUCCAGCGCCACAAUCGGUAACCCUCCCUGGGGAGGAGGAGGAGAAGAGUUGGGAGUUCCUCACUGCCAUAGCAGAGAAUGAAGAGAGCGUGAAAAGGGCCUUUAACGAAGGCAUAUCACUGAUUGGAUCUGGUUCCUUGUAUCCGUCGCACACCCAGGCAUGGGCCACACUCUGGGAAGGAUGCCAUGUUGAAGCCGAUGGACCUCUGCCACUGAGGCAGGCCAUCUAUGGAUGCCUCUAUUACUUGCUAAGUGCCAUCCCUCCUCCAGGUUCUUCCGAUUUCCCAUUCUCCGGAAUUAGCCCUGGAGGCCUUUCUAAUGGCACGUGUGGUGAAGAUUACUGGGGCCAUGUCUUCUGGGACCAGGAUACCUGGAUCUACCCAGGCAUUUUGCUGUUUUAUCCAGAAGCUGCUCGUGCUGUCCUGAAAUACCGGAUCCGAACACUAGGAGGAGCUCUGCACAACGCACAGGAGCAAGGAUACAAGGGCGCAAAGUUCCCCUGGGAAAGCGCAGCAACAGGUCAAGAGGUCUGUCCUGAGAAAAUCUAUGGAGAUGAAGAAAUUCACAUCAACGGAGAUGUUAUACUAGCAUUUGAGCAAUACUACUACAUCACAGAGGACUUGAAGCUCUUUGAGCAGGAAGGAGGCUGGGAUGUGGUCCAGGCUGUCGCUCAAUACUGGUGUAGCCGGGUGGUAUGGAACUCGGAAGAGCAGAAGUACAACAUUAAUGGUGUCCUGCCCCCAGAUGAAUAUCACUGUGCAGUAGAUAACUCUGUUUGUACCAAUGCUGUUGCCCAGAAGAGCUUGAAUUUUGCAAUUGACUUGGGCUCCCAGCUGCAUAUUCCCAUCCCUGAAGAGUGGAAGGAAGUUGCAAUGAAAAUGAAAGUGCCUUUUGAUCAAAGCAGGAACUACCACCCUGAAUAUGAUGGGUAUUGUCCAGGUGAGCAGGUGAAACAGGCUGAUGUUGUCUUGCUUGGAUUUCCUUUCAUGUUUCCCAUGGAUCCAGAAGUCAGGAGGAAUGACCUAGAACUGUAUGAACCUGUGACUGACCCUCAGGGGCCAGCCAUGACCUGGAGUAUGUUUGCUAUUGGCUGGCUGGAGUUGAAGGAGACUGAGAAAGCACAACAGCAGCUGAACAAGUGUUUCAGCAACAUCACUGAGCCAUUCAAGAUCUGGGUGGAGAACUCAGAUGGAUCAGGAGCUGUGAACUUCCUGACAGGGAUGGGUGGUUUUCUGCAAGCCAUCCUCUUUGGAUACACUGGUUUCAGGAUCACCAAGAAGUGCCUUAACUUUGACCCUGUUUGUCCCGAUGACAUAAAGAUGCUCAAGAUCACCGGUGUGUGCUACUUAGGAAGCAAGCUGGAAUUCACACUCACUAAAGAAAAGGUCACCAUCAAAGUGACAAAAUCCUCCUCUGACCCUGAGUCAGCUAGUCUGGAGGCUGUGCUGGCAGGAACAGGGGAACACCUUCCCUUAAAUGAAGGACAAAGUGUCUCCUUCCUGACAGCUGGUGGUUGGAUCCAGAGACAAUUUUAAGCCUAGUUUUGUUUUUAUUUUCAUGGCAAGUACUAAAACUACAUAUCCUUACUGAUCAGAAGAUGAUGGCAAUGAUCAGUAUUUCAGAGCUUUGUUCUCUGUUAAUGUUCAGUAUCAUGAAGGAGUCUGAAUUUUUGGCGCACCCAAAAUAAACAACUUGUUCAAAUGGGA